Messenger RNA from Thlaspi arvense, 1002 nucleotides. The record is from the annotation of a GenBank genome assembly. NCBI's taxonomy places the organism in Eukaryota, Viridiplantae, Streptophyta, Magnoliopsida, Brassicales, Brassicaceae.
CUUCCGAUCGGAGGGGAAGCGAGAAUCUAUCUAGACGCCGUGAUCUUGCUGACUGAGAGAAAGUACAGAAACUCUCUGAGGAGCGUCCGUGCUCCAUUGACGGAGAAGGAUUCGCUGCCGGGAGCGAAAUCCGGCAUAGGCCCGGUGAUCGAGAUGGCGAGCACAUCUCUGUUGCAUCCGAAUCGCACCUAUGCUCCAGUCAGUACCGAAGACCCAGGGAAUUCGAGUAGAGGAGGAACUAUAACAGUGGGACUACCACCAGAUUGGGUUGAUGUCUCUGAGGAGAUUUCAGUGAACAUUCAGCGUGCAAGGACCAAAAUGGCUGAACUGGGAAAGGCUCAUGCGAAAGCGUUGAUGCCCUCGUUCGGGGACGACAAGGAAGAUCAGCAUCAGAUCGAGUCUUUGACGCAAGAGAUCACUUUCCUGUUGAGGAAAUCCGAGAAGCAGCUUCAGAGGCUUUCUGCAGCUGGGCCUUCUGAAGAUUCAAACGUCAGGAAAAACGUGCAGCGAUCUCUUGCUACUGAUCUCCAAUAUCUUUCUAUGGAGCUCCGCAAGAAACAGUCUACAUAUUUGAAACGCUUGAGACUACAAAAAGAGGACGGAGCAGAUUUAGAGAUGAAUAUAAACGGAAGCAGAUCUAGAGCAGAUGAUGAUGACUUCGAUGAUAUUUUAUUUAGUGAGCAUCAGAUGAGCAAGAUCAAAAAGAGCGAGGAAAUAUCGGUAGAGAGGGAGAAAGAGAUUCAGCAGGUUGUUGAAUCCGUAAACGAGCUCGCUCAGAUAAUGAAGGAUCUUUCAGCGCUUGUGAUAGACCAGGGUACGAUAGUUGAUCGGAUUGACUAUAACAUCCAGAACGUUGCUAGUACAGUUAAAGAUGGUCUCAAACAGCUGCAAAAGGCAGAACGUACACAGAGAAAUGGAGGUAUGGUUAUGUGCGUGUUGGUUCUUGUCAUCCUCUGCUUCAUCAUGCUAGUACUCUUAAUCCUCAAGGAGAUUUUCUUGUGA